Messenger RNA from Aspergillus affinis, 828 nucleotides. RefSeq lists its product as uncharacterized. NCBI's taxonomy places the organism in Eukaryota, Fungi, Ascomycota, Eurotiomycetes, Eurotiales, Aspergillaceae. The record is from RefSeq and is a predicted model, not a curated record. The transcript is spliced from 3 exons. The coding region runs from base 1 to 828 and encodes 275 amino acids.
AUGCGAAUUCGAAUAGAGCCGUCAAGAAGGAGCGUCGUCGACUGGGGCGAUGGCUGUUCUUUCGGAGGAACGGGUGAAUUCCAAGGAUCUGAUUGGGAUGCCCGCCCGGGCCAUGAAUGGUUGGUCACCGAUCCAUUUGAGGACAAAGAUUUUACAAAAGUCAUUGAUGCGUCUGUCGCCGCCUCCCCGACUGAAACAGUGGCUCAAGAAUAUCGUGACCCGUUUUUUUACCUACCCAUGGAGUUCAUUCAUGGUAUCUUUGAAUUUCUCAACCACAACUCCAUGAUCAGUUUCAUCUCUGAAGAUGACAAUAACAACUGUUUGGAAGCUGAACAGCACUGGCUGGGCUUAAAGAAUCGCCGACGAAUCUGGGCCUGCUGCGAAAGAAUCGUGGACGAUGUUGAAAAGCGGUUCGCCGGUGCUAGGGAAGCAUGCGGAUUCGUCUCUGAAGAGAUAGAAGCUGUAUCAGCCUUUCGAAUCUCUACGCUCAUCGAGCCCAAAGAAAACGAAGAAAGAUGUGCCAGUGACGUAUACUUCUGCCCAACCCCAACAGACGCCCCUAGUUUGCAAGCUAUUACGGUCUAUUUCCUACCGGACGGCACUGUCAUUGGAAUCGAGUUCUCCCUCGACGGCGAACAACGUGGCCGGAUUCUUGGACAUCAAAGCAUCCCUUUCCAGAGCGUUACUGUGCCUUCGAGCGUUGUAAUUAAUGGAUUUCUCUUGUCGCUUGGUCCUGAGCUCCCAGCCGUCCGAGAUCGCCCAAUAAAAAGGAUUGGUGUCCUGACAGAAGAUAGCCCGCUACAGCCUCGGUUCAGAUUUGGAACAUAG